AUGGCGCCACUGCCGCUACUGCCGCUACUGCUGCUGCUCCUGUGUGUUGUUCCGGCAGCUAGCAUCCUGCAACCGGUGGAACCAACCGCCCCCCACACACCACUCGGUACGGUGGUGGGUGUGGUGCUGCAAACCGCAUUCCUGCGCCCCUACACCACCACCCUCGUCACCCUGCACAGUGAAACGGUGGAGGGAAGGGCGGUACUGCAGGCACUGCUGUCCGAGCUGCUGCUCCAUCAUGUGCGCGGUCAGCUGGUGGUGCAACUGUUACGCCCGGAAGCCUCCGGAAGCCACUGGCACCGAUGGGCUCCCCCCCGGACCCACUGUUUACUGUUGGCCGAGAGUUACGGAGCGCUGCGGACGGUUUACGAUCGGUUCACCCACCACCGGUACGAUGCAUCGGGGUACUACGUGAUCGUACUGCACGCCAACGACACCACCCUCGCCACCGUCAACAGUCUGUGCAACGAUUUGUGGGCACGCGAAAUCGUUAACGUGGUGAUUGCGAUCCGCCACCAGCCCACCGAUACCAUCCAGCUCUGGACGUACGUACCGUACUCGCCCGGGUUGUGCCGCGUCCCGAAACCGGUCCUGCUGCUCCACUGGCCGCAGGAUACCGCACUGUAUGGGGUGAAUUUUUUCCCACGUAAAAACCUUCGCUUCUACGGGUGCCCGUUGCGCGUUGGUGCGUUCGAGACGCGCCCAUUUACGAUGCUGCUGCCAGCAGGGACGGGAACGGGGUGGCGGCUCGGUGGUUUCGAGGGUGAUCUGCUCGAGUGUCUCGCCCGGAAGCUCGAGUUUAGCGUCGAUCUACGGGUACCGCCCCGGGCGCAACAGUGGGGCCGGGCCGCGUACGAGAACAGCACCGGGCUGAUGCGGAUGAUCUACACGGCCGAGGUCGAUCUCGGUAUCGGGUGUCUCGGGGUGUCGUACGAGCGGAGUGUGAUGCUGAAACCGGGCAAGGUGCACUUCACGACGACCCUGGUGCUGGUGGUACCGCCCGGCCGGCCCUACAGCUCAUUCGAGAAGCUGUUCCAACCCUUCCGGCACACCGUUUGGUGCGUGACGGUUGCGUACGUUGCCGUUGGGUUGCUGAUCGCGGCCACACUCAACCGUCGCACCACACCGGCCCUGCUGCAGCGUGCAUUCGCGGGCACCACCGCGCCAGCGCUCAAUCUGGUGCGCAUCCUCUUCGCCAACCCGUUGCCCCACCCACCGGUCACCUGGCUGUCGCGGACGUUGCUCCUGCUGUGGAUCGGCUGCUGUCUGGUGUUGCAGAUGCUCUACCAAGGCUCGCUCUAUCGGUUUCUGCAGCGCACGAGUGGCCGGCCGCCGAUGGCGACGCUCGGCGAGAUCGAUCGGUCCCGGGCCGCAUUCCACAUCAGUGAUUCGGCCCGGCGCUACUUCGAACCGUACCCGGACCGGUUGGCGCGCCUGCGCUACCUACCGACGGUGCCGGACAGCAUCGCGGCCCGGUUACGGUGGGUCGGUCAGCAUCCGGACGAUCCGGACGUGAGCAUGUGCACGCGGGACCACGUGGCGUACCACAAUCUGUGCCACCGGGCGGAUGGCCAGCGGCUCCGGAUUGCCCGCCAACCGAUCGCCCUCUACACCGUCACCAUCCUCUACCCGAAGCGCUCCAUGUUGACGGGCGGGUUUGACGAGCGGAUUGAGCAAAUCGUUGCGUCCGGGUUGCUGAAACGGUGGGCCUCCCGGUAUGGGGAUUAUCGGGGCGAUCGGGGUGAGGGUGAGAGUGUCCGGCCGGCUGGACCACCUGCCGCCACUGCUGCCACCCAGCCGGCCCCAAUCCAUCUUGGGCAGCUGCUCGGUGCGUUCGAGGCACUCGCCGCCCUGCUCGCCCUCAGCACGCUCGUCUUUAUCGUCGAACGGUGGCUUUAA
Molecule: messenger RNA, 1899 nt
Organism: Anopheles aquasalis
Lineage: Eukaryota; Metazoa; Arthropoda; Insecta; Diptera; Culicidae
Cellular component (GO): membrane
Molecular function (GO): ligand-gated monoatomic ion channel activity
Source: RefSeq, a predicted model, not a curated record